UUUUUUCUCAAUUCCCACUGCUUGUAAUUUUCUAAAAAAAUUGUGGCAGCAAAACCACACGGCAGCUCAAGGUGAAGAGCAUAGAAGGGGACCAAAUGAAAAUGUCCUGGUAGUCGGUCCAGGGGAAGUGUUUCUCGGAUUCGAUUUUUGGUAUGUUAAUCUGAAGAAAAAAAAUGAGGCGGAGAGCGGCGGAUUUUCGGCGGCCGGUGCGGCGGAGAUUCUCGAAUGUGUUUUGGUUGACAUUAUGCGGAUUGGUGGUUUUGUUGUUCAUUGUUGUGUUGAGUCGGGAGAGCAGGCCGGAAUCGAGAUCGGGAUUAACGAAGAGAUCUUACAGGCAUGACAGAAUUGUAGAAGGCCUUAACAUUACAGACGAAAUGUUGAGGCCCAACUCAGUUGCGAGGCAACUUAGUGAUCAAAUUGCUCUUGCAAAGGCAUUUGUUGUGAUUGCAAAAGAAAGCAACAACCUCCAAUUUGCAUGGGAAUUAAGUGCCCAGAUUCGUAACUCACAGGUCCUCCUUUCAAAUGCUGCACUGCGACGAAAUCCUUUGACAACCAGAGAAUCAGAAACUGCAAUUCAUGAUAUGGCACUUCUUCUCUACCAAGCCCAGCAACUCCAUUACGACAGUGCAACCAUGAUCAUGAGACUUAAAGCCAAAAUCCAGGGUCUUGAAGAACAGAUGAACUUGGUAAGUGAGAAGAGUUCAAAGUAUGGACAAAUAGCUGCUGAGGAGGUUCCCAAGAGUUUAUACUGCAUUGGUGUUCAGUUAACGACCGAAUGGUUCAGGAACUCAAAUAUACAGAGGAAACUGAAAGAAAAAAGGCAAAUAACCGUGAAAAUUAGAGAUGACAGUCUUUUUCAUUUCUGCGUCUUCUCCGAUAACAUUCUUGCAACUUCCGUUGUGGUCAAUUCAACUGCUUUUAAUUCCAAAAAUCCUCACAUGGUUGUGUUCCACCUUGUAACUGAUGAAGUGAACUACGCUGCAAUGAAGGCCUGGUUCUCCAUCAACAGUUUCCGAGGAGUGACAGUUGAUGUCCAAAAAUUUGAAGACUUUAGCUGGUUAAAUGCGUCUUAUGUUCCGGUCCUUAAGCAGCUUCAAGACUCCGACACUCAGAACUACUAUUUCUCUGGCAACAGUGAUGAUGGUCGGACCCCAAUUAAGUUCCGAAACCCUAAAUACCUAUCUAUGCUUAAUCACCUUAGGUUUUAUAUCCCAGAAGUUUUUCCUGCACUGAAGAAAGUGGUAUUUCUCGAUGACGAUGUUGUGGUUCAGAAGGAUUUGUCAGCUCUGUUCUCCAUAGAUCUGAAUGGUAAUGUUAACGGGGCAGUCGAGACUUGCAUGGAGACAUUUCAUAGAUAUCACAAGUACUUGAAUUAUUCUCACCCUCUUAUACGAGCACAUUUUGAUCCCGAUGCAUGUGGAUGGGCAUUUGGGAUGAAUGUUUUUGACUUGGUUGAGUGGAGGAAAAGGAAUGUGACAGGGAUCUAUCACUACUGGCAGGAGAAAAAUGUAGACCGUACUUUGUGGAAACUGGGUACGCUACCACCUGGACUGUUGACUUUUUACGGGUUGACAGAGCCACUGGACCCUAUGUGGCAUAUAUUGGGGUUGGGUUAUACGACCGUUAAUCCUCAAAUGAUAGAGAAGGGGGCUGUACUGCACUAUAAUGGGAACUCAAAGCCAUGGUUGAAGAUUGGAAUGGAAAAGUACAAGCCUCUUUGGGAUAAGUAUGUUGAUUAUACCCAUCCUCUAUUGCAACAGUGCAAUGUUCAUUGACUUGAAAAUAUGGUUCGUUUUCAAUCUCUUCCAUGAGCUAUCUGGUUGUGUGUGUUGAAGAGUGAAAUUUUUUGUACCGAGGACUGCUUGUAGAAUUUUGUAAAAACAGGCAAAGGUUAGUUUCUGUAACAUUGGUAUUCAAUUGAUAAUAUGAUUUGGUGUUGUUUAAUUUGUUUCUCAUUUGUAAUUUAUUUACCAUCAAGUUGAUAUGUAUUUAUAUACCUAUUACCUACUAGAAUCAGCUGCAAAUCUAUUUGAUUAUUUGGCAGUUGAUAACAAUGUUUUUCAGUAUUUUUUUGGUGAUCAGAAUCUAUGAGAGGUAUCUAAACCUUUCUCCUUUU
Camellia sinensis is the source of this 2116-nucleotide messenger RNA. NCBI's taxonomy places the organism in Eukaryota, Viridiplantae, Streptophyta, Magnoliopsida, Ericales, Theaceae. The record is from RefSeq and is a predicted model, not a curated record.